CCUUCAAACCAAAUUUCAGGAUUUUUGGGUGUCUGGAUCAACGGGAAUGAAUUUUUGAAGACGGACUACUCUGGAACUCGCCUGCGUUCUGUUCUGUUCCUGAACAGAGCCUGAUGACUGUGACAGUUCGGCGCCUUCAGCCUUCAACGACUUGACCUUACAGGGCUCCGAUUGCAGUGAUUUUUGGAGCGUCCCUUCAUAAUCAUCAGAGGCAGCUACCCACCAAAUUUCAGCCCAAUUCGAGCUGUGUAUGAAUUUUAAUGAUUUUUGGAAGAUCGGCAAAGCCUGAGAAUCCAGAACCUUCACCAGAGAACCAGGGAGCUUAAGCUGUCCAGGACAGCGCGCGUGCUUCGGCGUCAAUCGAAGCUUGCCUCACCCCUUCAUCGUCUAGCUCCAGGGGUUUAAUCCUCAAUCUGGUGACGCCUCUCCACAUUCGAAAUUCUGCUCUUAAUCUUUGCCUUUGUCAGUGAUUUGCUCGCCCUUGUUUGAAGUGCAUUGUAGCCCAACGGUGGAAGGUGUUGCGGACAGCAGGGCCUAAUCGAUUGCAGCUACACCUGUUAGGAGACAUAGCUUACGCCAGGCUAAGCGGCGCUUGCAUCCCCCUAAACUCAACAACGAACAGGGGUAAAAUGUUCUCACGGUGAAGUCUCCUAACGAUGCUUGGAAAUACUCCGUUUCCUUGCUAUUUUCGACAGUAACCUUCUCUAUUCAUUUUCUGGAGUGUAUUGCUGAGAAGGAGGAGCAGUCCAGCAACCGUGUGCUGAGCUGAUCCCGGGAGAAGAAGGGUGUACGCUGUCACCUUGUCAGCGCUAGCUUCCCCCUACUUCAUCACAGCACUAGGGGUUCCAACGUUUCCAGCUAAGUGCAAUCCCUUCUCCCGUCUUGAGUUGCUGAAUUACAAAACAGUAACUAUGCUGUCUAUGUCUUGAGCAAGGAGGAGAGACCAACUUGAACGGGCACCUCGCUUGCGAAGACCGACGUGCUGAUUACCAAGGGGCUUUGGCCUUUGCCCUUGGUCGCUUGCUGAACUAGCUUCAGCCAGGUAGGCACCCGAAUCACCCUAUAGAUUCGAGGGCGGGUGCACUUGUUUUCAGCCUUGCCUCCGGGCGUGUAGUGCUUGGGUUACCUCCAAAGCUCGUUAGCUAAGGACACGAACCCGGACUACGGACCUUCCUAGGGUGCAUGGUGAUGGUUUGCACGUCCUAAGGAUUGUAUGCGUGGUUUGAUGAAUGGGAUGAAUGCUGGAAUGAGUGAGGAAUGAGUUCAUGUUGUACGCUCCGCUUGUAAGGCCUCGAACCCACAUUGUUGUAAUAGGUUCAGACCUAGCUAGCGAGGGGAUAAACCAUUCCUUGUAUCUUUACCCAAGGGCAUUUGAGCUGGGAUUGUGUCCAGCCGGGGUUGAAAUUUUGUAAGGCCAAUCUUGGGCCAGCUACAUUACCACUAAGAGGUCUUGGGAGGUUACGUUCGUCGGCGGCUUUGAGGCGCUACAAGGGCGGAUGUAACAGUUUGGUAUCAGAGCGGCUUAGUGGGAUUUCUUGUUCAGUUUGGUUCAGCUAAGGCAGCAUAGAGUCACGGUUUUGAGCAGCUUAGUCUUCUGAAAUUCGAUCUUGAAAGUGAGUUUCUAUCGCAGCCAUGUGGCGCAAAGAGAAACAACCGGUUAGAGAAGUUGAGGAAACCGAAAUAGUUGAGGAGGCAGCUACCGCUGCUCAUGUAGAACCUCAUCUCACACUUCCUUCAGCUGACUUAAGCACUUUAAUAACAUCUAUACAGCAGCUUACAGCCCAGCAAGCGGCAUUCAUGAAAGAAACGCAAGUCAUCCAUGAACGAUUAGCCCAUAACCAAGAAGAAGAGCCCGCCUACGGGUACAGCUCAUAUGAGGAACAAAACUCAUAUAGUGAUUCGGAUGAGUAUGAGCCAUCUUACGCUAGUGAGGACUGCAAUCCUAUUGAGGAGAUGGAUGAAGAGGAAGGUGAUGAUCAACAAACCAAUUCUGAGAGUUCCGAUCAAGGAGAUGAAUACUCCAAAGCGAGCCAACAUAGUGAGGAUGAACGGUUGACUACCAAUGAAAUCGAGGAUCAGUCAAGUGAUGAAUCUUGCAAAGAAUGGGGAGACGACUAUGGGGAUCCAUCCCCUAAUGACCAUUCCAGUUCUUCACCCCAUGAGUAUCGUGGGUUCACUUUGGCUAAAACAAGGUUGUAUCACCCCCGAAUCAGCAACUUCACGUUCGGGUAUGCAACUAGUAGUGGGACAACUCACAAGAGGGAAUCCAACUAUUGUGAACCACUACUGCCCUUAGUUGGUCAUAAUAGAUUGCAUAAUUACAGCCCACAAAAUUCAACGAACCCCUUGAGGUGUGGGCCAACGAAGGCAGCAAGCUUACAGCCCUCUACUGCCAUUUCGCUUAAGUCAACCAGCAGCCAUUCAAAGCCAAAUAAAAAUCAGAAAAUCCACAACCGGGCAGAUCAGCAAAAAGGGAACAAGCUGAAAGAUAUUUUGGCAACCUCAGAUUUAGGAAGGAGGCCUAAGCCCCGAACAAGGAGCAACUUUGUAAAUGGUCCUUCACUGAAAACAGAGAACCGAAAUCAACAACUUUCAAAGGAACCAUUGAAAGAUCCCCUACCAGCAGCGUAUAAUUUGCGGGAGGCAAUAAGGAAGAUUCAGUCCUCUACCAAACCCGAUAAAAUGCAGCAACAAAAAACGACCAGCAGUCGUGUUCCUGUUCGGAACAAGAUGCCAAUUCCAGCAAGGCUUGAACCCGCUAAAAAUGCUAACGUCUUGAGAAUAAGUCCAGCCAUGGUACGCAAGAAAGAACAGGUUGCUAAGGCACCCGAGGGAGCUAAGGUGGGUGAUGAUGGUACAGCCACCAUUAGAGAGCAACCACCAGCCGAGAAGCCCCAUUUCACUCUAACUGAUGCGUUGACCAUGAUUAGACGGAUUGUAGCGAAGAAUGACGAACUAUUAGAGCAAAUGUACUUCCAACGACAGAAUGAGCAAAGAACCUUCCUAAGUGCGCCAGCUCAUGGGCAAGGCAAUGGCCCCCAACAAGAGCAGGCUGAGAAUUCGGAUAAAUCGGAUGAAGAGGAUGAGGCUGUGGCAACCCGUGAGAAACCAACCGGUCAAUUCCCGACUUCUAACGAUAAAAUUUCAGAUUUAUUAAAGGACCUGAAAACGGGUGAGCAUCAAACUCUAGAAAGGCGAAAUGAAAACAUUAAGAAUGCUGAAAUCCAUGAGGACAAAGAGCUCGCCCCUAUGGACCACAUUGAGGUAGCGGCAACCCUUUAUGAUCAGCUGGAAUCAAUACCAUGGAGUACCUUCACAGCGAGUGAGGCAUCAUCUAAGGAGGAUGGCGAUGACAACACAAAUUUUUCAGCCCGUAAGAAUGGGAACUGUGGCCAGCUAGAAUGGGCAGAUCUUGGGCAGAACGUGUUGAAGCAACUCCCAAACACCACCUUCGUUCUUAAGACCAAUAAUAGUCUUCACAUGCCAACGUUUGCACAUUAUCUUAAGGCUGAAGUGCACCCACAAGUUAGGCUGAUUUUUGACCAUGGGAAGUCCAUACAAGGGUCGGCAACAAAAUGUUACAAGGAACUUCACAAGAGAAUGGAGUCCCAACUUGGACGACUCCCGAUCGAUUAUGGACCGUGCUACCCUCUACUAUUGAUAGGAUGGUUCAAGGCCAAACUGGGAAACGAAUUGGCAGCACUUGGAGAGCGUUGUAGGGCAAGGCCUAAGAGGCUUAAAGGCCAAGUCUAUGAUCGAGGAAGGUUGCAUGGGGCAGCGAUAUUAAGUGACAACCCAAGACAUCAAGACCAGCGAAGGACAUUACUGGGGCUGUUGCAGCGGGAUUAUGGACCAGCUAGAAGCAAGGCCUCGCUGGAUAAGAGUGGUCGGUUCACCCUAGGGGACUGCCAAGGUCGAGCUUGGGGACAAGCUCGUUCUAAGGGGGGUGGAUCUGUUACAGGUCCGCCUAGGAGUUGGCCGAGGAUUGCCAACGAUGCCGCCGAUGGCCGACCGGGUGACGAGACCAGCCAGCUACAACGCCGGGCGAGCGUCGGCCACGAGCGCCAAAGUGGGCCGGGCACGGCCGAAGGUGGCGCGGGCCAGCACGCCGUCGCGAGGCUGCCGAGAGAUGAGGGCGCCGAGCGCCCACGCCGAGCGGGGAAAGCACCCGCAGCCACUGACCCUGCUUCCUUUUGUUGUGAGGCUAACGUGUUUUGCAGGGUGCGGGACCGGGACGCAAAGGAGGUUACCCAUGGAGGGGCCACGGCUGCGGUUGCCGAUGACGACGCCAAGAGCCCGAACGCGCCAGCCAUCGCGGAGGAGAGCACGAGCGAGGGUACUACGCGGCCAAGGGAGGUUGAUGAGAUGACAGCCCCACACUCGACCCGUGCACUUACUCCGAGUGAGGCUAGCCCGUCGAUUGGAGGACUUCAUGCUAAAGCGCUUGGACACGGUGAGGCCACGCUGCCCACCCAAGCCAAGCCAGACGUACUCGAGCGGAGUGGGCUGGACUUAGCACGCGGGGCUCAGCUUGCUGGACACGACAUGGAGACAGGGUGUUCUGGACAGAGACUGACGAGUUCUAGACUGUCAAACGGAGGACGCACGGACUGGACAGGAACAGGGGUCGUUCAGGCGUUCAGAACAGAGACAGAGCUGACAGACAGGACGGACAGCCACAGGACAGGCACAGAGGAUGUCCUGACGUCCGGAACAGAGACAGUCCAGGAAACUGAGACGGGCAGAUACGAAGGCCGUCUAGACCGAGUCUAGACGAAGUGGGUUAGGACCCAAGCGAGGCAUCGAGGCAGCACCCAGGAGCGGAAGGGAGACCCGAGUUGGAGUCUUGUUGGUAGGCCGUCUCGGCCGUACCGAUUCACUUUGUACAUGUUUUAUUUCAGCUUUUGCUCUUGUACCGGGACGGUUCAGGGGCGUCCCGAGUGACUUAGCCUUUAUAAGCUAAGUGAUGGAACUUUUACCCUAAGUUUUUGCAUAAUGAAAUAGAGUUUCUUCUCUCUCGCACGAGAGUUUGUUCCCAUGGAGGCUGAGAAGCUUUCCCCCAUGAAUGCCUGCAACUCCCUUCCUCUCUG
Nymphaea colorata (pocket water lily) is the source of this 5090-nucleotide messenger RNA. RefSeq lists its product as uncharacterized. The coding region runs from base 1633 to 4773 and encodes 1046 amino acids. NCBI's taxonomy places the organism in Eukaryota, Viridiplantae, Streptophyta, Magnoliopsida, Nymphaeales, Nymphaeaceae. The record is from RefSeq and is a predicted model, not a curated record. The transcript is spliced from 2 exons.